AUGGCAAACUCCAAAGACCAAAUCCUCAGGCGUCUAGGAAUCUCCGAAGGCGCGUAUUCCCAGAUACGAGAGUUUCUACGGAAAAACGUUGAUUGGACUGCUUUCGCCGGUGGUUACGAGGGCUUCACGGCCCUCCCGGAGGAGAAUCUGGCAAACCUGAAGCAGAAGCUGGUCAGGCGGUUCCCCGCGCUCGACGGAAAGGACGACGAGAUUGUCUGGAUCAUCAAGAGACGAUAUCGGAAUCACCAAACCAUAAAGAAGCGGAAAGAGAAGCGAGCUAGCCGACUCAUCGGAGAACGCAAGACCGACGAAAUCCGCAUCGUUGACGAAGCACGAACUCGCGAUAGUCAUAUCGACAAACGGCGCGUGGCUAGCAUCAACUAUCUGCUAAAUCCGUCAUGA
This is a messenger RNA of Morchella importuna, 402 nucleotides long. RefSeq lists its product as uncharacterized. The record is from RefSeq and is a predicted model, not a curated record. The transcript has 3 exons. The coding region runs from base 1 to 402 and encodes 133 amino acids. Lineage: Eukaryota; Fungi; Ascomycota; Pezizomycetes; Pezizales; Morchellaceae.